Molecule: messenger RNA, 1627 nt
Organism: Cynara cardunculus var. scolymus (artichoke)
Lineage: Eukaryota; Viridiplantae; Streptophyta; Magnoliopsida; Asterales; Asteraceae
Product: beta-ureidopropionase
Exons: 6
Coding region: 51-1304 (417 amino acids)
Molecular function (GO): beta-ureidopropionase activity
Source: RefSeq, a predicted model, not a curated record
CUCUAUUCACUCGUCCAAGAGAGUUUCAACACGAAUCUCCAGGAAGAAAAAUGGAGAGGAAGGAAGAAGUUGGAAAAGAAAAUGGAAAUUCAGAAGAAGGAUCACAAACCCUAAGAGAUGGUUCGAUUUGUGGAUUUGAAUCUCUUUCUCGUCUCCUCGAAUCGUCCCUUUCUCCCCAAGCUUUCAAGGAGGUCAGCCGCAUGCUUAUUGGACUGAAUUGUGGAAAAGCACUUGAGCCCUUGGAAAUAGUAGAAACCGCCAAAGGGUUGUCUUCACAACAUGAUUUUGAUAUUCAGGCAUUCAGCUUUCAUGCCGACAAGGAAUUACUGAGAGAACCUCGUGUAGUGCGAGUUGGACUCAUUCAAAACUCCAUUGCUGUGCCAACAACUGUACCCUUUCUUGAGCAGAAGAAAGCUAUCUUUGAGAAACUGAAACCCAUCAUUGACGCAGCAGGUGCGUCAGGGGUCAACAUAUUGUGUCUACAAGAGGCAUGGAUGAUGCCUUUUGCAUUUUGCACUCGUGAGAAAAGAUGGUGUGAAUUUGCUGAGCCCAUAGAUGGAGAAUCAACACAAUAUCUUCAAGGUUUUGCAAGGAAAUAUAACAUGGUCAUAGUAAGCCCAAUACUCGAGAGAGAUUUGAUACAUGGGGAAACUAUCUGGAAUACGGCAGUUAUAAUUGGGAACAAUGGUAACAUAAUUGGCAAGCACAGGAAGAAUCAUAUACCCCGGGUUGGAGAUUUCAAUGAGAGUACAUAUUAUAUGGAGGGUAAUACCGGACACCCUGUGUUUGAGACAGCCUAUGGAAAGAUUGGUGUCAACAUAUGCUAUGGAAGGCAUCAUCCUUUAAACUGGUUAGUUUUCGGCUUAAAUGGUGCAGAAAUUGUCUUCAAUCCAUCUGCCACUGUCGGUGAACUCAGUGAGCCAAUGUGGCCCAUCGAGGCACGAAAUGCGGCAAUAGCAAAUAGUUACUUUGUAGGGUCCAUCAAUCGGGUUGGUACGGAGGUAUUCCCGAACCCAUUCACAUCAGGAGACGGAAAGCCGCAGCAUGCAGAUUUUGGUCAUUUCUACGGUUCAAGUCAUGUUUCGGCACCAGAUGCUUCAUGUACACCAUCUCUUUCUAGGAACAGAGACGGGUUGUUGAUAUCGGACAUGGAUCUUAACCUAUGCAGGCAGUUAAAGGACAAAUGGGGGUUCCGUAUGACGGCUAGGUACGAAUUAUAUGCCGACAUGCUUUCGAGAUACGUGAAGCCCGACUUUGAGCCCCAGAUCAUUUCCGAUCCCCUGUUGCAUAAGAACCAUCUCUGAAAGUCGAAAAAUGUCGUUCAAGUGUUGACAGUUGAAAAUAGGUUCUGGGGUCUUGUAAAGAAAAGCAUUUGUGUAUUAUGGGAUGAUAAUCAUUAUGCAAAAGGAGUUUGGUGUGAUGUUCAUUUAAUAAUUUUGUAAUUUGCAACUCAAAAUAAUGUUUGGUUGGUUUGUGUAUGUGGCCUAUUUAGGGAUGUUUAAUCACAUAAUUCGUGGUAGUUUUUGUAUAGGGUUGUAUAAAAACUCGAUCAGUUAACUGAUCUGUCUUGCAUUCAACUUGUAAAAUGGAUCGAUGAUCUCACUUGUAAAAUGCGUUUUAUUGUUUU